CAUAUGACAGCUUCGGAACACAUGGUUUUCAGAGACGUCGAUAGUUGGAGGUUACAUAGUAAAUUGCUUUAUUUAUGUUUUUAAGCGUGAUCCGAUAGAAUGACUAUCGCGGAUCUCUGGGAUCAGACAGUAUCGGCCUUUCUACUGAGUCCAUCUCAGUUUUUGGCCACCAGCACCUCUGAGAACUUCUUGGCUGAACUUCUACACGAACUGCGGAAUGAUAAAGCCAAUGAUCAACUCAAGAUUCUCCUUGUGUCUGUGCUACUGGAGCAUCCAACCAUUCUCUGCCCUUCUUCCUCUGUGGGAGAGGAAACAGCCCUUGAACUACUGUCAGUCUUCUCUCACACGCCACAGAAAUCCAUCAUCCUCAAGAGCAAUGUCAUGCUGGCCAUCACCAACGUGAUAAUAUGCACAACCUGCCUGGCUAACCACACGAAGAUGGCUGAAAACUGGCUGGACCUUCUAUUUCAGAUGAUUCAGGACACCAAUGACUACAGAUGCGGCCUAUCCCAGCAGCCACUAAGGGCCACCGCUUGUGAGUGUCUACGAGAAAUGGAAACCUGUAGCCCUGGUCUUCUUUCUCAAAAGUUAGAGGCCCUGUAUCUUCUAAAACAGCAAGAGACCACAGUUCUGCAUCAGUCCUACUGUAUGCUUUAUACACUUGGGCUGAAGAACGCCAUAAGGAUCUUGACGAGCCAAAAAGAUGUUACUGACCUAGAGUUCAAGAGCAUCUUAGGAGGAAAUGAAGGGUUUGUAUGGAAAAGCAAUCAGUUACGAUUGACCUUGUUGCCAAUAAACAUGAUGGUACAAGUCCCACGUUUGCCACCAGGUUUGGAUUGUAAAGAACUCAAAUCAAUUAUGUCGUCACUCUUGGAGGAGUCUUACCUGCAAACGCCUAUUUCCCAGUCUGCCCUACUUAGGGAACUUGUAGAAAUUGUCGCCAUGGUUCCGGGACUCUCUCCAACAUUAUUCAAAUCGCAGCUUCUGCGACUCUUCGGAACGGCAGACGUUUCGCUCAUGCAUGCCACGCUCUUUAUGAAGGACACAUUCACAGAUAGCCUUUUCUCCGCCGAGGAUGAGAACUUCCUGCUCAAGCGUCUCGUGGGCACAGCCCAGCAUCCGCUCCUAAGAGUUCCCGAAAAGCUCUUCUACAUGGAAUGCAUCCUGCACUUCCCUGAGAACCGGCCCAUAUCCAGCAGCGGGGAAGAGAGUUUACCUGUGCUGGUUACGCCACGUCUGGCAGUGUCUCUUCAUCCAACGGUUUUCAAUGAUAGUGCAACUAUGCUCUGCAGGCUAAACCUUCUUUGUUUGGUGCACCUUGAAGCAGAUGAGGGCGAAGCGGAUAAAGGAAUCAGCUACCUGUUUGAACACAUAAUGGCCCUUUUGAAAAUCAUAGACAAUGACGGUAGCAGAGAAGUGGUGGUGACCUCUUUCAGAGCGUUGUUCAUUUUUCUCAUGCACUUCAGUGGCAUGGAAGAACUCUCCGAGAAGGUGAUCGACAAAUUAUGCGACAUAGACACAACAAAAACACAAUAA
Molecule: messenger RNA, 1536 nt
Organism: Sinocyclocheilus grahami
Lineage: Eukaryota; Metazoa; Chordata; Actinopteri; Cypriniformes; Cyprinidae
Product: AP-5 complex subunit beta-1-like
Exons: 4
Coding region: 100-1536 (478 amino acids)
Biological process (GO): endosomal transport
Cellular component (GO): lysosomal membrane; AP-type membrane coat adaptor complex
Source: RefSeq, a predicted model, not a curated record